This is a messenger RNA of Aspergillus candidus, 2181 nucleotides long. RefSeq names its product protein phosphatase regulator REG1. Gene Ontology annotation, biological process: cellular response to glucose starvation; protein catabolic process in the vacuole. Bases 233 to 1861 code for a protein of 542 amino acids. NCBI's taxonomy places the organism in Eukaryota, Fungi, Ascomycota, Eurotiomycetes, Eurotiales, Aspergillaceae. The record is from RefSeq and is a predicted model, not a curated record. The transcript is spliced from 3 exons.
CCGUCUCUGGUCGCUUGUGUCUCCGCCUGCUACCAAGGUUGAGCAACCCCAGUUCUCUUCCGCCGCACAGUCAUGACAAUUGUCAUGAUAUACCCCAUCUCCCUUGCUCGUUAAGCUCGCCACGAUAUCCUCCUCUUCGAGUCCGUUCCAUAUCCACCAAUUCACGCGACUACCCUACUCCAUGUCCUUCGGUCCUCGGUAAACAACCCAGAGUGAUUGAUACUCAGACAAAAUGGCGGCGAUCCUGCCUUCCUCGCCGGAGAGGCAGUAUUCCUUCUCUUCCGACUCCCUACCUAUCGACCGGUAUUUCUUGGACAGUCCCGACAUGACCGAGUCCAAAUCUCCGGUUCAUAACUACCCUUCCAGGGACUGUCCGAGUCCCGUCAACUCGUCGGCUCCCUCUUCCAUCCCAUCCUCGCCCGAUUUCAACCCUACCUCCAUCGACAACGCCCCUCCUAGUCCCGCCACUCUGAGCACCGUUUCGCUCAGUACGAACUACACCGAGGACUCGGACGACGAAGAGAUCCUGUUACCCGCCUACGAGGGUUAUCCGGUCACAAAAAAGGUAUCGGACAUCCCGAACGAAGUUUCGGAAUUGCCACGGGUACGUGCGUCGGGCUCUGCCGCCGACGAUAGCUCCAUCGAGGAGGAGCCAUCGAGGCACGUCGACUAUCUCUCUCACGAGUGGGAGGAGGGUGAUAUCUGGGCCUCGUGGCGUUACGUUGUUGCACGCAGAAAUGUAUACGACAAUGGGGCCCGUUUGGAGAAUGCGUCCUGGAGAACGUGGGCCAAAAUCCACUUGAAACGGGGCACCGUGUCACCCGAGGCACUCAAUUGGUUGAAGGACUGCGACGUAACAUGGCUGUAUGGCCCUCUCAAAACGUGCGGGCGCCGCAAAUCCGCGUCCAACCCCUCUCUCUCGUCAAGCCAUCUCACCACCCCUACAUUAUGCCAGGACCGGAAACCGAUCCUGAAGAAACGAACGGCUUCGGAAACAAUCUUACAACGUUCCUUGUCCCAGCAUACGCUUCUCCAGCAUGCGGGCGCCAUCCUAAAAGCACAAGAAGCAGAGCAAACCCGCACCCGCUCAUCCUUCCGAGCACUGGAACUCGACCGGAUGCUGCCACGGCCGGCGGACGGUCGCCAGGCAGUCUCACCCAACGGCACCCCCAUCAAUACAAUGUCCAGUGGGGGCGCAUCGCCGAAUGAACGGCGCCACAUCCACUUCAACAACGAAGUUGUGCAGUGUAUCGCAGUCGAGAGCGAAGACGGGGAUGACGAUGAGGAAGUGGGCGGUGACUGGCCGACGGCCUGGGACGACGAUUCUUUACUGGACCGUGAUUUUGUCACCAUGAAACAAAUGUUUUCUACUCCCUCCGACAGGAGCGCGUCUGCCAGUAAUGCUGGCGGCGAGAAUCGGACCAUCGCGCCUCUUCCGUCCACCAUCCUCAAGUACCGCGGAGAUACCCCGGAACCUCCGGCAGGGUCCUUCAUGCAUCGCUGGUCCGGCUAUUUAUCCGCCUCUGUCUCUUCUUCUGCCGUCUCUUCUUCUGCCGAAACGACACGACAGUCGUUUCCGUCCGCGAACUUUUUGUUGGACGACGGUGAUUAUGAUCCGGAUUACUUCCACCAUCCUGAUCCACAUGCCUUCGACUCGGGCGAUCGACCUCGCCCCUGGUUUGUCAAUAGAAAGGACGACGAAGAGCUCGACCGAGACAUGGACUUCGCAUCAUCCGGGCUCUUGUGGUCAGACGACGAGAGAGAUUCCAGCAAUAGCGGCAUCUUGGACCGUGUCGUCGAUACCGUCAACACCGCUCGCGACAUUGCUCAUGUCAUCUGGAAUGUUGGCUGGCGGCGAUGACCUAGACAUUCAUGAUAGGUGCGGCGGUGAUUACUUUAUUAUUAAAAGGAUAUGGCGUUUCUUCCUUCCGCGUGAUGUUUUCAGGGAGCAUAAACAGGCGAUAUUUGAUAAUUGUGGAGUUUGACUUUCGAGCGCAUUGUGGGCUACCAGGAAGCCAUCAGGAUUUGGGACCCAACAGUCUUUGUUUGCAUACGUUGUCCCUUCGACUCACUGGUGUUGCCUUUGAUUUUUACGAUAAGAAUGAGCAGCAGCGCUGUUCUCAUUCGUACUUGUUACGAGAUAACGAUUAAUUAAUACAGAACGAUAUCGAUGCUAGCCUA